Messenger RNA from Pistacia vera, 1324 nucleotides. Its product is annotated as protein OVEREXPRESSOR OF CATIONIC PEROXIDASE 3-like. The record is from RefSeq and is a predicted model, not a curated record. The transcript has 4 exons. Bases 88 to 1212 code for a protein of 374 amino acids. Lineage: Eukaryota; Viridiplantae; Streptophyta; Magnoliopsida; Sapindales; Anacardiaceae. Gene Ontology annotation, cellular component: nucleus. Gene Ontology annotation, biological process: regulation of transcription by RNA polymerase II. Gene Ontology annotation, molecular function: DNA-binding transcription factor activity, RNA polymerase II-specific; DNA binding.
AUAAAUGUAGAUAACAACGGGGUUUCUUCAAACCUUGGAUAGUAUAAAACCCUCUCAAAACCCCAGAGGAGGGAGCAAGAGAGAGCCAUGGAGUUAGCUUUAUCUAUCAGGAUUUUCAGUUAUAAGGGUGGUGUACGCUGCUUAACUUCUUCUCACAAAGAACGACUCUUUUUCGGCCAUUCCAAACCCGUCAAUUUGGUUCUCCGACGUUAUCUUCCUCCUCCCUCUACUCUCGUCUGCUCACACCGUCGAAACAACCGCCCUGCAGUCAGCUCAUCUUCUUCUAAGAAGAAAAACAAGAAGAUUAGGCCUAAAACAGAUGACGCUGGUGAUGAUUUUGAGGAUGAUCCUUUUGAGGCGCUAUUUAGUCUGCUGGAAGAAGAUCUUAAAAAUGAUGACUCAGAGGUAGAUGAUGACGAUGAGAUUAAUGAAGAAGAUAUUGAUAAGCUUGCAUGUGAAUUAGCGGAGGCACUUGGGGAUAUUGAUAUGGAAAUGUCAAAUACAGAUACAACUGAGACAGAAAGCGAUGGUGAUGAUGCUCAAGAAGUAGUAGUGGCAGAAAAAGAAGAAGAAGAAGAAGAAGAUGAUGAUGAUGAUGAUGAUGAUGAUGACGAUGAUGAGGAUGAAGAAGAUGAAGACAAUGAAGAAGAAGAAGAAGAAGAAGAAGAAGAAAAAGAAGGACAAGUCAGGCUUAAGAAUUGGCAACUUCGAAAAUUGGCUUAUGCUUUAAAAACUGGCCGUCGUAAAACUAGUAUAAAGAAUCUUGCUGCUGAGCUUUGUCUUGAUAGGGCUGUUGUUCUUGAAAUGCUUCGUGAUCCCCCUCCAAGUCUUGUUAUGAUGAGUGCUGCUUUACCUGAUGAACCAACACCUAGAGUAUCAGUCCCUGAAGUCAAACCAGAAGAAACUGUUAUGGAGGAAACUGCCGUUGAUGCUGUAGAACUUGAGUCUAAGGUGAAAGAGCCAGUCCAUGCUAGGCAACAUAGAUGGUUUGCACAAAAGAGACUGAAGAAAGUACAAGUGGAAACCCUUGAACUGGUUUAUAGAAGAUCAAAGCGACCCACUAAUGCAUUGAUAAGCAGCAUUGUUCAAGUGACUAACCUGCCCCGCCGAAGAAUUGUGAAAUGGUUCGAGGACAGACGUGCUGAAGAAGGGGUACCUGAGCGUCGUGCUCCAUAUCAACGGUCUGAUCCUGAAACUGUCUUUUCCAGUUGAAACGAUAUGUAUACUUGUAUUAUAUUUUGUAACGUAUAAUGAGAGCAUUUUGGUUCAUGCUUGGUUUUGUCUCUCUGGCUUGUCAAUGAUGAAGAGCUCCAGGACUUUGUGC